Messenger RNA from Kwoniella shivajii, 384 nucleotides. RefSeq lists its product as uncharacterized. Lineage: Eukaryota; Fungi; Basidiomycota; Tremellomycetes; Tremellales; Cryptococcaceae. The record is from RefSeq and is a predicted model, not a curated record. The transcript has 4 exons. The coding region runs from base 1 to 384 and encodes 127 amino acids.
AUGUCUACUCAAGAAAUCAGAAUCACCGUUUACGAGAUCAAACGAGUCGAAUCUGGUCGACCCGUCUGUGACAACAACCCAUUCACUACCACCAUGGAGAUGAAAGACAAAUUCAACACCCUCUUCGAGGAAUGGCACAAGGCUAAGGAACCUUCUACCCCUCUCAAGGAAUUUGAAUUCCUCUACUACCAACGACGAGAGGACGAGCCAGAAUCUGGUAUGACCUCCGAGAUGAUGACCUCCGGUGGUAACAACAAACAAAAAGGUACUAAACUCAAGGGUGAUCAAACCCCCGAACAACUCCACAUGCACGACAAUGCUCGAAUCUACGUCAAGAGAGACAACCUCCAAUGCGAGCUUGACGAAGAGCCUAUGACUGCUUAA